Chenopodium quinoa (quinoa) is the source of this 414-nucleotide messenger RNA. RefSeq lists its product as uncharacterized. The transcript is spliced from 2 exons. The record is from RefSeq and is a predicted model, not a curated record. Gene Ontology annotation, molecular function: nucleic acid binding. Lineage: Eukaryota; Viridiplantae; Streptophyta; Magnoliopsida; Caryophyllales; Amaranthaceae. The coding region runs from base 1 to 414 and encodes 137 amino acids.
AUGGUGAACAAGUCUAGAAAAGAUUGGUCUCUCAAACUUGAUGAUACGCUUUGGGCUCUACGGACGGCUUACAAGACCCCGAUUGGUACUACUCCUUACCGAUUGGUCAAUGGAAAGGCUUGUCAUUUGCCGGUCGAGUUAGAGUACAAAGCUUGGUGGGCGAUCAAAGGGCUCAAUACGGAUAUGACCUUGGCGGGCGAAAAGAGGCUACUUAAGCUCAACGAACUUGAGGAGCUCCGCUAUGAUGCCUAUGAGAACUCGAAACUCUACAAGGAGAGAACCAAGAGAUUGCUUGCUUGUGGUUUGAACUUGGUGAUUUUUGGUUUUGGAGAUUGUUGUAGUGUGAUUAUUGUGAGUGAUUGUUUUGGAAUUGGACUGCAAUUUGAUAUUGGUGACAAUGGUUUUCGGUUCUAA